Messenger RNA from Dicrocoelium dendriticum, 318 nucleotides. The record is from the annotation of a GenBank genome assembly. Lineage: Eukaryota; Metazoa; Platyhelminthes; Trematoda; Plagiorchiida; Dicrocoeliidae.
AUGGAAGGUCUUUGUAUCUCUCCGAAGUUUAUCCCUUCUUUUCUGUCGGUUUUUACUUUCUUCCUCGCCGGCCGUCUUCCUCAUACGGUUCUGUACCACAACUUCUUUCGAGCAGUUGAGUUACGUAUCGUUCAUACAAUUCUUAGGUACGCUAAGGCUCUCUUUGUUUCUCACUCUUCAACCAAUACGGUUUCUUACAAUACAAUUCUUUCGCUUCUACUGCAGCACCGUGAUGGAUUAAAUAUCACCUCCAAACAUGGGGGGGGGGUGGGGAUACAAGUAUGCGACAAGGACCUGGGGGGGGGGGGGACAGCAUGA